AAUAUUUCACUCUCAUCUAUUAUAGCUGCAUUAGCAUUACCUUCUUCCUUUUUCGGGUAAAAUAAUGAAAUUACAGAUUGAGUAUGAAAAGGAAAUUGAGAAGUUGUCAAAGGAACUAGAGAAGAGCAAGUUGGAGGUAGAAGCAAAGCAUGAAGCACAUAUGCAAGCAAUGCUUAGGCUUGAACAGAGCCAAAAGAUGACUUAUGAGAUGUCCACAUUAAUGAAGAAGUGUGACACUCACAAAAAUAAGUACAUCAAGGAAUGUAUGGAGGCAAGAGCUCGCAUUCGCGAGCUCGAGUCGCGAGCGCAGGUGGAACUACCGGAGCAGAAGAGCAAUGAAGAACAACAUAUUACAAUAUCUUUGAAAGAGUACAAGUCCUUGGUUGAAGAGGCUAAGAAGGAAAAUAGUGAAGUUGGAAGCCAUUUAGAGCUAGCAUUGUUGAAAAAGGAAUUGGAAGAUGCAACAAUGAAAAUUGUAGAGCUAAAAGGUGAAUGUGAAGAAGCUCUAAAUAGGGUUAAAUUGGUUGAAAAAGAGAAGAUGGCAUUGGAGGAAAAGUUGAAGAGACAAAGGGAACAUAGGCAUAGAAAGAGGGCUGCACUAGCUGCACUUAGAGAGGUAUCUACACCUCAACAUUUUGGUGCUUCCACAUCUUAUGGAACACCUAAAGUGUGCCAACCGUUAGGUAAAGUUCUCAAUAUCAAGUCCUUGUAAAAGGAACUCUUUGACAUAAUGUCAAAUUAUUGUAUUUGUAUAUUUGUGUCUAGU
This is a messenger RNA of Arachis stenosperma, 766 nucleotides long. RefSeq lists its product as uncharacterized. Lineage: Eukaryota; Viridiplantae; Streptophyta; Magnoliopsida; Fabales; Fabaceae. The transcript has 2 exons. The coding region runs from base 65 to 712 and encodes 215 amino acids. The record is from RefSeq and is a predicted model, not a curated record.